CUUCGUCUCCAAAGUCCAAAUCUCACCGUCGCGAGUUCGGGACCCCUCUCGCUCCCUCGCGAUUCCCCCACUCUCCUUCUCGCGGAGCAAUUAAAGGACACAACGCGUCGCGAGGUCGCGCCGCCGCGAAACCCCACUUCUUCUUCGCCGCCGGCCGCCUCGCCUCGCCUCUUCCUCCCCGCAGCAUCAUCCUCUCUCCCCCGGUUCCCCGGCGGCGGCGGCGAGCGGCCUCGCAGCUUCGCCAAGUCCCCACUCCCUCCAUCCCCAGGUUAGCAUUUGACAGCCAUGGCAAAGCAUCAUCCUGAUCUCAUCAUGUGCAGGAAGCAGCCUGGCAUUGCGAUUGGUCGUUUAUGUGAGAAAUGUGAUGGCAAGUGUGUCAUCUGUGACUCCUACGUGCGCCCGUGUACGCUUGUUCGGGUCUGUGAUGAGUGCAACUAUGGAUCCUUCCAGGGAAGGUGUGUUAUCUGUGGAGGGGUUGGCAUCUCAGAUGCUUACUACUGCAAGGAGUGCACUCAGCAAGAAAAGGACCGAGAUGGAUGUCCUAAGAUUGUCAACCUUGGAAGCGCCAAGACCGAUCUCUUCUAUGAGCGCAAGAAAUAUGGUUUUAAGAAGAGAUGAUCAGGAAGGUGGAUUUGUCUGGUCCUUCUGGUCUCGCUGUGAUUUUUGUUGCACGGAUAUAACUGCUAAGUCAACAGCUUUGUAUUCAUGGUCUGCUUUGAUACUAAUAUGAGAUAGCAUCGCUGAUGUUUGCUGUAAUGUUACUUGUAUGAAAUGGUCUACAUUCUCAAGUCUGCAUUUGCACUUAUGCAGUAGGUACCUGAUGUUAAUGACUAUGAUUGUUGACAUGAAAUGCGAACUGAGAUAUGGAGUACAUUUUAGUCUUA
Oryza sativa Japonica Group (Japanese rice) is the source of this 884-nucleotide messenger RNA. RefSeq names its product PHD finger-like domain-containing protein 5A. Gene Ontology annotation, cellular component: catalytic step 2 spliceosome; U2 snRNP; precatalytic spliceosome. NCBI's taxonomy places the organism in Eukaryota, Viridiplantae, Streptophyta, Magnoliopsida, Poales, Poaceae. The record is from RefSeq and is a predicted model, not a curated record. Gene Ontology annotation, biological process: mRNA splicing, via spliceosome.